Molecule: messenger RNA, 300 nt
Organism: Parnassius apollo (apollo)
Lineage: Eukaryota; Metazoa; Arthropoda; Insecta; Lepidoptera; Papilionidae
Source: the annotation of a GenBank genome assembly
AUGGCGUUUGCUGGGACAAAUAUCAGCUUAUUCCAACCGGAUAUCACACAGAAACUAACGGAGCGCAAAGACGACCUGAAGCAAAAAAUCACUGCAUGCGGGAAGCGGAUUCGACGAUUUACCGAGAGGUCAAGGCGGUUCAACCAGAAUCGUCUCUUCCAGAGUGAUCAGAAGGGCCUUUAUAAAUCAUUGGAGCGACCAGAGGUAUAUGGAGCGGACCCAAGACUGGAUCAGGCCGUCACUAUCGCAUUCUGGCGUGGCCUGUGGUCAGAGCCCGUAAACCACAGCGAGGGCCCUUAG